This is a messenger RNA of Chlorella variabilis, 2397 nucleotides long. RefSeq lists its product as hypothetical. NCBI's taxonomy places the organism in Eukaryota, Viridiplantae, Chlorophyta, Trebouxiophyceae, Chlorellales, Chlorellaceae. The transcript is spliced from 9 exons. Gene Ontology annotation, molecular function: protein binding. Bases 1 to 2397 code for a protein of 798 amino acids. The record is from RefSeq and is a predicted model, not a curated record.
AUGUCGUUCAAGUUCAAGCUCAAGGUGAAGACAGGAGGCACGGGGGAUGGAGCCGCACCCACCAGCUCGCAGCCCAGCGCGGGCGGCGCGCCGCAGCAGCCCGGGCAGGACCUGUAUGCGGCGCCUAGCCAGCAGUGGCCGAUCGAGCCAGCGGGAGAUCCGCUGGCGGGCACCGCCAGCCAGGCGCUCGCCCCGGCGCCCUCCAAGCCCAUGAAGUUCAAGCUCAAGGUGGCCAGCGGGGCGGGGCAGGCACCGGCAGCGCCCGUGGAGCACCAAUGGGAUGCGCCGCCUGCGGCGCCGCCGCCGCGGGUGAAGCGCGAGGCGCCCGAUGCAGCUGGGGACGAGGCCGGUGCCGCGCCGGCGGCGCGGCCCAUCAAGAAGAUCAAGCUGACCACCGGCAAGGCGGCGGGGGUGCCGGUGGGCAAGAAGCCGCUGAUCCGGUUCAAGCCGCCAGCCAAGCAGCCGUGCGACGCCGCGGCGGCCGCGGCCGUCGACGCCACCGCCGGCGGCGGCGCCACGGCGCGCGGCGCCACGCUGCCCAUCGUGCGCUUGACGCUGUCCGCGGUGGGCGCGCCGGCCGGGGGCGGCGUGAGGCGGCCCAAGGCCAAGGCUCUCAAGCCCAAGCCGGGGCUGAAGGCGGGCGGCGGCGUGAAGAAAGCCAAGGUCAGGACCGCCAAGGGCGCAGGCCUGUCGCCAGAGGGCGGCGCCAAGCGCGCCAAGCGCUCCCGCAGCGAGCUCAAGGAGCUCAGGGACCUGGGCAUCGACGACUUUGAGGAUUACGAUCCGGAUGUGCCGGUGGCGCCGCGCACUUUCCACCUGCGCAGCAGCCACGCCGCCGCCGCGCCCUCCUCCACCGGCCUGGGAGCCUCUGGCGGCGGCCCCGCGCCCUCUGACGCGCGCACCGGCGGCGGCGGCGGCGUGGCCGACACCGCGGGCACGGCGACGCCGCCUGGCGACGGGCCCGCGUCGUGGCCGCAGGUGGCGGCGGCGCGCGGCGCGGGCGGCGCGCCGCGCAAGGAGGACUUUGAGCGCCUGCUGGCUCGCUGCCAAAAGAAGGAUGUGCACAGCAUGUUCAAGGAACCCGUCACAGAGGCCAUUGCCCCCGGCUACUUUGCCGUCAUCCAGCGCCCAAUGGACUUCUCCACCAUGCGGGCCAAGGCCCAGCGCGGCGAGUACGCCUCCUGGGAUGGACUGCGGGCAGACAUGCGCCUCAUGUUCACCAACGCGCUCACCUACAACGCCCAGGGCGGUACCGUGCACAACUACGCCAAGCUGCUCAUGGGGCAGUGCGACCGCAUCGUGGAGCUGGCCAUGCAAGGCAAGACCGACUUCCGAAGCAGCGCCAGCAUCACGCGCAAGCACAACGCGGCGGUCAAGGCGCAGCAGCGGGCGGAGCGCGAGGCGCUGCGGGCGCAGGCCAGGCGAGCGCUGCUCUGCGCCCGCCCGCCGCCAUCUGGCGUCCCCUGCUGCCAUGAUUUGGCGGCGGAGCAGCGCGCGGCGCAGGAGGCCAAGGUUCUCAAGAAGGCGGGGCUGGCCUCCAGCUAUGAUGAGCACGAGGACGAAAACAUACGCAACAGCUACCGGCGGCCCGUCCGCGACGGCAACGUGGCCAAGUGGCGCGGCCUGGGCGGCGGCAGCAGCGCAGAGGGCGUGGCCUGGGGGCCGGGGCGCCAGGUGCUGCGCCCCGUCAACCCCUGGCUGCCGCCCGGCAUGUACGCGCUCAGCCUGGCGCGCUUCGCCGCGGGGCUCAAGGGCAAGGCCCGUGAUCUCGUGCGGCGGCGCGCCCUGGCCAGCUCAGCGGCGGACGAGGCGGCGGAGCGCGCGCUGCAGCAAGAGCUCGCGAAGAAGGUGCCGCUGCCGCCGCCGCCGCCGGCGCCCGCCGCGGCGGCGCCCUCGGCGGCGUCGGCGGCGGCUGCGGCGGCCGGCAACCGCUUUGGCGCGGCGGCGGGCAUGGCGCAGCAGCAGACGGCGAUGCAGGCGGCGCUGGGGGCGGCUUCCGCGGCGGCGGGCAGCGCGGCUGCGGUGGCGGCGGCCCCGGCCACCAUGCUGGCGCAGCAGCAGAUGAUGAUGCAGGCGGCGGCGGGCAAGCAGGGGAUGAUGGGGAUGGCACCUGGCGCCAUGCUGGCGCGGCCGGGAGGCCAGGGGCUGCCGCCGGGGGCCACCAUCACUCUCAUGGCCACGCCGCAAGGCAUGGUGCCGUUCUUGAUCCAGCCUGGGCAGCAGCCGAUCAUGAUGAUGGCGCCGGGCAUGAUGCCGGGAGGGGCCGCCGGCGCCGGCCAGAAGCUGCCCGGCGGCAUGCCUGGCGGCAUGAUGCCUGGCAUGCAGCAGGGCAUGUUCAUGCCGGGCAUGAUGCAGCAGCAGCAGCAGCAGCAGCCCUCCAUGCGGCCCAAGCAGUGA